Suillus plorans is the source of this 1413-nucleotide messenger RNA. RefSeq lists its product as uncharacterized. The transcript has 6 exons. NCBI's taxonomy places the organism in Eukaryota, Fungi, Basidiomycota, Agaricomycetes, Boletales, Suillaceae. Gene Ontology annotation, cellular component: nucleoplasm; cytosol. Gene Ontology annotation, biological process: proteasome-mediated ubiquitin-dependent protein catabolic process. The record is from RefSeq and is a predicted model, not a curated record. Gene Ontology annotation, molecular function: ubiquitin binding; polyubiquitin modification-dependent protein binding; proteasome binding. Bases 231 to 1100 code for a protein of 289 amino acids.
UAUUCAGCAUUGAACAUGACCAGGAUGAAAAAGCUUGUCAUUACCAGACAGACACAUACCGCCAUCGAACUUGGGGAGGAGAAACGAGCGUGACGCGAAUGGAUCCCGGGUCACGGUCACAAGCACUAAUAUGAAGACGUGACAGAAGUCACAAACCUUCAUUAUUGCACCGCCACACUCCGUACUGAAACACCCUCUUUGUCUCAAUCCAUACAACAACGCCAAGAGAAAUGGCUGAUCAAGCAGAACUUGUCUUUGUCAGGAACUUUGUAAAAGUCAUUGGAGCCCAGCCCAUCGUGUACAGUGACGACUACAAUCAACCUCCACAGAAUUCACUAAAGAAAGUCCCUAUCUUACCAGUUGAGCUCCCCCCUGUUCCAGAACGUAAAGGAGAACCUUCUGCACCGCCAGCCGCAUCAAUCAGUAUUACGUUCAAGUCAACAAAGCCUCCGCAGUCGUUCACGCUUGCUGUGCAGCCAACAGAUACUAUAUCCGAAGUUAAAGCCUUGCUUGCUUCUCAACCGAACGCACCGCCCGCAGAAGCACAGCGGCUUUUACUCAAAGGAAAGGCACUUGCUGACGCAAAGCUCCUUAAGGAAUACGGUGUGAAAGAAGGAGACACUAUAAAUUUAAUGCUUAAACCCGGGUUUGAGUGGGAUCCUACUAAAUCUCCAUCCCCGUCCAACACUUCACCAGUAAAGAUGAAAUAUUCCAAUCUUCCCGAAAUACAGACACCGCAACCGAAACUGGCAACAGGUCAUAAGCAUACACGCACGCCCUCCAUCGUAUUGUCGCCAUCACCAUCAAUCGUGUCUCUCGAGCCCGAGGUCAAACCUCACGACAUUGAUCUGACUCUUGACACGUCACUGUUACCCACCGCUUCAAUAUCGCGCGCAGCGCGGUCAAGUUAUCAGACUGUUAUCUCCGAGCCACCAUUUUGGGAUCGCCUGUACUCUUACUUGAGAACGGAAUUCAGUAACGAUAGUGAUGCACUCAUCGCUUUUGAGGACUUCCUCCGGGCAAGCAAGGGAGGGCUGACAGCCAGUGAAAUCGCGAAAAUCCGUGAUCAUGUAGGCGUUGUCGGAAUGGCGGGCACGUAGAGUAAUGAGCAUCUCUCGAAAACUGGAAUUCACGCAUCGAUGGAAACAUGCCAACAAAUUACCAGAAAAGGUAAUUUUCCGUGACCUAUUGAUUUGUCUCAACAAUAUCUAUGAAUAUUCCUCCGGAGUGCUGUUCUGGCUUCGCCCUUGUAGGCCGUUGAACAAGAAUAAUUGUGUUCCAUGGACUUGUAGAACGUGAACUUCCCGCCCGUAUGAUAGUGAUUGCCUUUCAAAAGUCUGCCCGCCCGCAGCUUCAGCGCGCUGCGUAAGUACGUUCAUGUCCGAGUCGCGCCCAGGAUGAUUUAAAGCCGCC